AGGACUACAAGUCCCAUAGUGCAAACCACGAAUCGCUCUCCUGUUUGUUUCCCUGGUCACAGAACAUGGCGGCGUGGUAGAACGACUAUACAUCGCAAAUACCCUGCUCUGAUUUAGUUAAGAUGGCUGGUGACUCCUUAGACAAAAAAGAUGCGGAUCCCUCGGGGGCUAAGGAGAGGGAGAGAAAACGCAGCCGCUCUCGGUCCCGCGACCGCGAGCGAAAGGGCUCUCCUGGCAAAGAGCGCAAGCGCCACCGCUCCCGAGAGCGGAAGAGGUCACGCAGCCGCUCCAAGUCCGCGGACAGAGAUCGGCGGCAGAAGGACAAGGAGAGGGACAAGCAGCGAGACAGGGAGAUGGACAGAGACAGGAAUCGCAAGGACAGGGACCGGGAGAAGGACAGCCACCGGCGGGACAAGGACCGCAGCCGGAAAACCAGCACAUCCCCCAAAUCGAAGGAGAUCAGAAUAAAGAGGGAGAAGGAUGUGAAAAGGGAAGAGGAGGAAGAGGAGGACAAAAAGAAGAAAGAAAAGGUCCAGCCUCUGUCUUUGGAGGAGCUUCUGGCCAAGAAAAAAGCUGAGGAGGAGGCAGAGGCGAAGCCUAAGUUUCUGUCCAAAGCAGAGCGAGAGGCAGAGGCCAUUCGAAGAAGGGAACAGGAGACAGAGGAGCGACGUAGGCUCUUGGACGAGGAGAGGAAGAAGAGGAGAGUCUUCCAGGACAUCGGGAGGAAGAUGCUUGAGGACCCGCAGGAGCGUGAGCGCCGAGAACGUCGGGAGCGCAUGGAGAGGGAGAACAACGGCAUGGAGGACGAUGACAGCCGGCAGAAGAUCCGCGAGGAGAAGGACAAGGGGAAGGAGCUGCAGGCGAUCAAGGAGCGCUACCUUGGGGGAAUAAAGAAGCGGCGGCGGACGCGGCACCUCAACGACAGGAAGUUUGUGUUUGAGUGGGACGCCUCCGAAGACACAUCCAUCGAUUACAACCCCCUGUACAAAGAGAAACACCAGGUGCAGCUCUACGGCCGUGGCUUCAUCGCGGGCAUCGACCUCAAGCAGCAGAAGAGGGACCAGUCUCGCUUCUACGGGGACCUGAUGGAGAAGAGGCGCACCAUGGAGGAGAAGGAGCAGGAGGAGCUCAGGCUGAAGAAAAUGCGUAAGAAGGAGGCCAAGCAGCGCUGGGAUGACCGGCACUGGUCUCAGAAGAAGCUGGAGGAGAUGACCGACAGGGACUGGAGGAUCUUCAGAGAGGACUACAGCAUCACCACCAAAGGCGGCAAGAUUCCCAACCCCAUCCGCAACUGGAAGGAGUACACACUGCCGCCACACAUCCUGGAGGUCAUCGACAAGUGCGGUUACAAGGAACCCACCCCCAUCCAAAGGCAGGCCAUUCCUAUUGGUCUUCAGAACAGAGACAUCAUUGGCGUGGCUGAGACUGGCAGUGGUAAAACCGCAGCCUUCCUCAUCCCCCUGCUGGUGUGGAUCACCACCCUGCCCAAGAUCGACAGGCUCGAGGAUUCGGACCAGGGCCCCUAUGCGGUGAUCCUGGCACCCACGCGUGAGCUGGCGCAGCAGAUUGAGGAGGAGACGAUCAAGUUCGGCAAGCCGCUUGGCAUCCGGACAGUGGCGGUGAUCGGCGGGAUCUCGCGAGAGGACCAGGGCUUCAGGCUGAGGAUGGGCUGCGAGAUCGUGAUCGCUACUCCUGGUCGUCUGAUUGAUGUCUUGGAGAACCGGUACCUAGUGCUCGGCCGCUGCACAUACGUGGUCCUAGACGAGGCCGAUCGCAUGAUUGACAUGGGUUUCGAGCCGGACGUGCAGAAGAUUUUGGAAUACAUCCCCGUCACAAACCAGAAGCCGGACACGGACGAGGCCGAGGACCCAGAGAAGAUGCUGAUGAACUUUGAAUCUGGGAAGAACAAGUAUAGGCAGACCGUCAUGUUCACAGCCACCAUGCCUCCAGCCGUGGAACGUUUAGCCAGAAGUUACCUGCGGCGCCCUGCUGUGGUCUACAUCGGUUCUGCAGGCAAGCCCCACGAGAGAGUGGAGCAGAAGGUCCUGCUCAUGUCAGAGGGCGAGAAGAGGAAGAAGUUGUUGGAUGUCCUCGCUCGGGGCUUCGAGCCCCCGAUCAUCAUUUUCGUCAACCAGAAGAAGGGUUGCGACGUCUUGGCCAAGUCCCUGGAGAAGAUGGGGUACAAUGCCUGCACACUUCACGGUGGCAAGGGCCAGGAGCAGAGAGAGUUUGCUCUCUCCAACCUCAAGGCCGGUGCCAAGGACAUCCUAGUGGCCACGGAUGUUGCUGGCAGAGGUAUCGACAUCCAGGACGUAUCUAUGGUCGUCAACUACGACAUGGCCAAGAACAUAGAGGACUACAUCCAUCGUAUUGGCCGUACGGGUCGUGCGGGGAAGAGUGGCGUCGCCGUGACCUUCCUGACCAAGGAGGACUCGUCGGUCUUCUACGACCUGAAGCAGGCCAUCCUGGAGAGCCCCGUGUCCACCUGCCCCCCCGAGCUGAGCAACCACCCCGACGCCCAGCACAAACCCGGCACCAUCCUCACCAAGAAGAGGCGGGAGGAGACCAUCUUCGCGUGAGGGUCUGCCUCCGCAUGGCCCCUGGGUCCACCCGCCCACCUCGCUCUUCCCCGCCUCCCAUUGGUUUGCCUUCAUCCAUUUCCGUCUUUAGUUUUAAAAUCACAGUCUUCACGUUUUCCCAGGUUUUCCCUCGUGUGUUUUUAUGGGAAACCCACUGCUUUUGCCUGGUGGUGCCACCUGACACCAGCCCAUUCGGCCUGCUGGCUCCCCCUGCUGGUUACUCGGGACCGUGCAUCUGACUGGGUUCAUUCUUGCAAAUCAGCAGGGAUUUUUUUUUGUUGUUCUUGCAGGAUGUUUUUGAGGAGGGAGGGGCAACGAAAUGCCAAUUUAUCAAGGUUUUCCUUGGAAAUAAUAUUUUCUGUAUAUUUUUUUUUAAAUGCCAGUUCAUUUAAGUUGUUUUGUAGUGUUGUGAAAAGGGUACAGCUGUAAACCUGAAUGCAAUUAAAAAGUCCCAUUAAAACUGGAACAUGCUAGUUACCCCCUUCAGUAAAUCAGUCUUUAAUUACAGUCAGACGUAAUAUGUCUUGUGAAAUGUGUCCAUCUUUUAAAUAAAUCUCCCCCCCCUUUU
Brienomyrus brachyistius is the source of this 3147-nucleotide messenger RNA. RefSeq names its product DEAD (Asp-Glu-Ala-Asp) box polypeptide 23 (gene ddx23). The record is from RefSeq and is a predicted model, not a curated record. Bases 123 to 2579 code for a protein of 818 amino acids. Gene Ontology annotation, cellular component: catalytic step 2 spliceosome. The transcript has 17 exons. Gene Ontology annotation, molecular function: RNA helicase activity; RNA binding; ATP binding. Lineage: Eukaryota; Metazoa; Chordata; Actinopteri; Osteoglossiformes; Mormyridae. Gene Ontology annotation, biological process: mRNA splicing, via spliceosome.